Mercenaria mercenaria is the source of this 1384-nucleotide messenger RNA. Its product is annotated as histidine ammonia-lyase-like. Gene Ontology annotation, biological process: L-histidine catabolic process. Gene Ontology annotation, molecular function: histidine ammonia-lyase activity. The record is from RefSeq and is a predicted model, not a curated record. NCBI's taxonomy places the organism in Eukaryota, Metazoa, Mollusca, Bivalvia, Venerida, Veneridae. The transcript has 13 exons. Bases 119 to 1384 code for a protein of 421 amino acids.
UUAUUAACUUAUCUAAAAUUGUUGAGAAAUAUUCUAACAUCAAGAUACUUUUUUUAAAUCUUGUAGGUGGAAAAUUGUAAAACAAUUUAAUUACAUUUAAGUAUAAUUCAAUAGUAUCAUGAAACUUUCGGUAAGAAUUCGUGGAGACUGGUUUGCUGUGCCAUGUAAAGCCAACGACAAGGUAAGGUGGUUUGGCGAGGAGUCAUUAAAAAGAUACUACAAGAAACAUAAUAUCGAAGAGAAAAAUGAAAAGGUGUUUGAAGUCAGGAAAGCUAAAGGAGGGGCGAUUUUAGAUCCGGAUGACUCUAUCAAAGACGUUCUCGACGACAAUGACUUUGUUACUGUUGUUCUCCAUAGUUGUUUGUCAAGUCCGAUCACGGGGCCAGCAGAACCCGUUUAUCUGGAAGAAAAAAUCGCAACGUCGGAUGUAACAUUAGCCACAGAGUAUAUAUCAGUAGAUGGCAACAGUCUCAAUCCUGACGAUCUGGUUCGUUUGGGGAAAGGUCAUUUCCUUUUAAGGCUAACCCCGGAAGCAGAAACAGCCGUAAACAAAGCAAGAGCACUAUUGGAAGAUAUUGUCAAUCAAAACAAAGUUGUUUAUGGUAUAACGACUGGAUUCGGUAAAUUUGCAAGAACGGUAAUAGGCAAGGAAAAGCUUGUAGAACUUCAAGAAAAUCUUAUCCGAUCCCAUGCAGCUGGAGUUGGUAAUCCAUUGUCACCUGAAAGGACUCGUAUGUUACUGGCACUUAGGAUCAAUGUUUUAGCAAAGGGAUACAGUGGAAUUUCUCUUAUAAAUUUGAAAAAGUAUAUUGCCGCAUUCAAUGCCUCGUGCUUGCCAUGGGUCCCAGAGAAAGGAACUGUAGGUGCGAGCGGAGAUUUGGCACCUUUGUCUCACCUUGCACUGGGUAUGAUGGGUGAAGGUAAAAUGUGGAGCCCCAGAAGUGGAUGGGCUGAUGCUAAAUACGUCUUAGAAUCAAACGACCUCGAGCCAAUUUCACUCGGACCAAAAGAGGGCUUGGCACUUAUCAAUGGAACACAGCUUAUAGCAUCACUUGGUGCAGAAGCUGUUGAGAGAGCGGGAGCAAUUUGUCGGCAAGCGGACAUUAUUUCUGCACUAUCACUGGAGGUUCUGAAGGGCACGACAAGAGCUUUUGAUAGCAACAUACAUCGUGUUCGUCCACAUCCGGGACAGGCAAAGGUUGCCAGAAGACUGAGAUCUUUGCUUCAUUCGGACACGCACCCUUCAGAGAUAGCAGGUAUAUGUACUUUAUCCAUUAUGGCUCCUGUAUUCAAGCACAAUUUUGUUGACUGUCUUUUAUUUACCGUAAGAAUGGCCUUUAUUGUUCGAAGCAUUGUCUUAUUUAAUUUUUGUUUUAUUCCGUAA